GCCGUUUACCGGUUGUCCGUGCUCUGCUCGAAAACCACGUGUUCUCGGUCAGCAUGGUAACCGGCUCAAAACAUUGCUGGCCAGAAGACUCGCGGCAGCGCUUCGGUCAGAGCAAUGGCCAAAGGCUGGCUGUCAUUCCUUGCGGUGUGCCUAGCGGGCUUCGCCGUGAUGUACCAAGUCGAGGUGGACCAAGACCGCUGGGUUGCUUCACAAGUCAUCACGCUGAAGGCCAGCACGCGUGACGCCUACCGCUUUGUGACCAGCUCCGAAUACAUGAGCAAGUGGCUGCCGUUCGUAAGCUCGGUCCUCGAAGCCGAUGGCAAGCAGAUGUCGGUUGGAAAACAUUACCGAGCUACCUACGAGUCCCCCCUGAUAGGCGAGUUCCACAUGUCGUACCACGUGGUCGAGUACGUGCCCCAUCGGCAGGUAGCCAUAGAGAGCGAGUCGUGGCUACGUCCCCGCCUCGAGCUACGCUUCGAGUCCAGCGAUGACGCCCAGUGUCGCAUGCACGUCCUGGUAUCCUUCCGCCGACGCAGCUACCUCUUUCAGUACACGCUUGGUCCCGUGUUGCACUUCGUAAGCAACCAGCAACUCCAGCGGUCCCUGUUCCUGCUACGAAUGGUCUUCCCGCAGUGACUAGGGCGUAGCCGGCCCCGCGUUCCCAAGCGUGGGCCGGAGUCGCUCGUCGUGAAGCUGCCCAGCGCGGGAUUCCGAUACUGAGCAACACGCACGGUGCAAGGCCCGCGGGCGCAAAUGCCGAGCCCCGUGCACAACUUCGGACGACGUGGAGUGUGACAAUGAACUAUGCAUUCUAUGUGCAUACAAGCUGAAUUCUCUCUCUCUCUCUCUUUUUUUUU
Molecule: messenger RNA, 857 nt
Organism: Dermacentor albipictus
Lineage: Eukaryota; Metazoa; Arthropoda; Arachnida; Ixodida; Ixodidae
Source: RefSeq, a predicted model, not a curated record